This is a messenger RNA of Hydractinia symbiolongicarpus, 2247 nucleotides long. RefSeq lists its product as uncharacterized. The record is from RefSeq and is a predicted model, not a curated record. Gene Ontology annotation, molecular function: transcription regulator activity. Bases 175 to 867 code for a protein of 230 amino acids. The transcript is spliced from 2 exons. NCBI's taxonomy places the organism in Eukaryota, Metazoa, Cnidaria, Hydrozoa, Anthoathecata, Hydractiniidae. Gene Ontology annotation, cellular component: nucleus.
AUCCGAGAUAGAAAAUAACUAACUUUGGUGUGUCCAUUUUCGUCUUUCGUUGACGAGAAACAGAACUUUAUUGUACAUCUACACAUUGAAAUUAUACCUAACUUUCACUCAUAUUUUUACACCAACCUACAAAAACUUAAAAUUUACAAGUAGAAUAAUUGAAGAGCUUCAAAUAUGAUUGAAUUAACUAGUGGAUCUAAGAGACGCCUUUCUGAUACAGAUGAAAACGAGAGAAUAACUCUUAGACAAAUGAUAUUAAACAUGUCAAUAUGUAAACUGCAAAAAGACCAGGGAAGAAAAGAACCAUCAUUACUCCGAUCUGUUGCCAUCACAAACACUGUAAGAUACAUUGAAAAUGAAAUGGAUGAAGAAAUGUUAAAUUUUGACAAUGAUUAUCCAUCGUACGAUCAUGAAGAGUCAAUAAGUUUUACAAGUCCUAAUAGCUUUGCCGAAUGUUUCAAUAAUGGUAGUGCUAAAGAUGAUAUUCAAAUGGUGGAACGGUCAUUAGAAAAGGAGCAUCAAAGUAAGUAUGGUGCUAUUGGCGAUCAUAGAAAGUCUACCAACAACUCCGCAGCACCAGUUACAGACACAAGUAUAUUAAAUGGUUUUUUAUGGGAUGGUAUGACUUUACCAUCUCUUACUACAGUAACAUCACCUGCUUUUGAAUCAAUGGAUUUUGAUGCAAAUUUCCCAGAUGUAGACAUAACACUUUAUGAUUACGAUAACAACUUAUCCUCCCUACAAAUGCAAAUUUCCAAUGACUGGCGUGUAUUCCCAUCAAGUUGUGCUAUGGAGUACGAAGCUCGAAAACCAGACUCAUUUUUUGAAGAAUUAGAUCAAAUAAUGCAGGUUCUGGUUGGAAUGUAGUUUUUUUUAAUUCAAUGACGUGAAUUUGUGUUUUUUUCCAAACAAAGAUGUUAAGCGUGUUAAUUUCUGUUGGAGCAGUGCUCUGUCAGAAGUCAUGAACCAUGCUUAACGUUUUUUUUUUAAAGAAAGUUAUUAAAAAAAUCUUAGUUUAUUUACACUGAUAUCUACUUGUAAAUAUAUCUUCCAAAAUCGACAAACCAAAUAUGGGUAGACUAUAUACAUACGUAUAUGAAUGUAUCAAAUUUUGUUUUUUAGCAAAUUUAGCUUGCUUGUUUAGUGUUCCAAUAAUAUGUGAAUAUAUAUUUCUUAGUACGUUGUAUUUUAUAAUACCAUUAAAAUUUAUAUUGUAUUUAAGUACAUCUUGUGUUUAAAGUUUUAGAUAGUUUAUAUUUACAUAUAUAUUAUAUACAUCUCCACAAGGUGGAAAUUCUUUGAAAAACAUUUAUAUUAACUUGUGUUAAGUAUCUUGUUAUUGUAAAAGUGUCCACUUGAGUGGAAGCAAGCUUGAACUGUUUUUAGUCACUCAAACGGGUCACAAAAACUAUGGUUUACAAGUAAAACAACAAGAAAUACAUUGAGAUGGUUUUUGUCUUGCUUUAAACAUGCUUUUUGUUGGAUAACGUUGAUUUUAGUUACAUGCACUAAUUGAUUAGAAUUUAAUAUUUUGGUAAUUAUUUAUUAUAUAUAUGGUUUAUAUUUUCUGUUGAACAAGAGUUCAUUAUUGUACAAUUUAUGUAGAGGCAUUAAUUUUUUAAAAACUUAUAUAUUUUAAUCAGGCUGCGAAGAUGCCACUAUAUGCAUGAACUGUUUAUGUGCAAGUAAUUUUUAAAUGAGUAAGACAUUAAAAAUGUGCAAGGUCAUCAUGACGUCAUCAAUAAAUAAACGCAUGUAAUUAUCUAUAGUUAGUGGCAUUUGUAGCUGCCUAUUACAUAUUUAAAAAAAAUGAUCAUAUUGCGAUAUUAAAAAAGAUACUAUUCAUUAAGGCUCAUCUCCACUAAAUGAACAAUAAUUUUGAAUAAAAUCCACUGAUUAAAAUGGGAAUUGAUUUUUACUUUUAAAAUUGCAGUAUUUUCUGACAUUCCAGGCAAAAUAACCUGACGAGUGGAGAUAGCUUUACACCUUAUUAACAAUAAUGGUUGUUAUAACUGUAAAAUAUGUAACUAUCUUUCUUUGUUGGAACGAACAAAAUAAUGUUUCGUUCUUUUUAAGUAAUUCUUUAAAUUUAUUGCGUAGUAAUAUUUUAUAAAAAAAAUUGUGCAUAUAACCUACGGUUGGUAAUAUUUUUAAACGGUUGAUAUUAUAAAAACACGAUCAUAUUGAUCCUAUUUUGGUUGAAAUCUACUUGUACAUACUUAGUAAAAUAUAAAACAGCUUAUUACA